This is a messenger RNA of Chelonia mydas (Green sea turtle), 4434 nucleotides long. Its product is annotated as zinc finger protein 572-like. Gene Ontology annotation, molecular function: RNA polymerase II cis-regulatory region sequence-specific DNA binding; DNA-binding transcription activator activity, RNA polymerase II-specific. The record is from RefSeq and is a predicted model, not a curated record. Gene Ontology annotation, biological process: regulation of transcription by RNA polymerase II. The transcript has a single exon. Lineage: Eukaryota; Metazoa; Chordata; Testudines; Cheloniidae. Gene Ontology annotation, cellular component: nucleus. Bases 573 to 1421 code for a protein of 282 amino acids.
GUCGGGAGCAGGGUGGGAGCGCAGCAGCUCCCCGGACGCCUGGGUUCCGAGCCUGGCUCGCAGCGCCGUGAGGGGGCGAGUCCCAGUCUGCAGCCCGCGGGCCCCGGAAGGGCUCGGCCCGGCCGGCCGGGCGGUGAGUGGGGGCGCCGGGGAGAGGCCGAGGCAGGAAAUCGCUGCCUGGAGGAAGUGGUGGCAGGGGCGGGGGUCUCGGAGCCGAAACGCGGCUGGGACCGGGGAGACCCCCCCGCCCCCAGCCAGCUGUGGAGCCGCGCGGGGGGGUCGGUGCCCCUGAGCCCAGCAGGGCCCCCCCAGCCGAGCCCGCCCUGGGGCAGCAGUCGCAGGGGGGUUUCUAGAUCAGCUGUGCGGCGUUUUCCUCCUGCCCCGAAGGUGAGAACAAAGAAGGGAAUCCCCGUCAGGCCGGGACUUGGAGCCCGGAGCCGCACAGCCCCUCGCGGGGAGAGCCCAAGCCCUGAGCCGGGAGAGACACCAGCCUGGCGCAGCGCGGGGCUGGUCGGCAGCAGAGAGGAAACCCCCCGCCUCCCAAUCCCAGAGUAGAGACGACCCCUGUCCUCAUGGAAGAAAAUCCCCAUAGAUGUUCUCUCUGUAGGAAAAGCUUUAAGCAGAGCUCGACCCUAAGGAGGCACCAGCGAACCCACACGGGGGAGCGACCCUACAAAUGCCUCCAGUGCGGGAAGAGUUUUGCCGACAGCUCUAAGCUCCUUCGCCAUCAGAGGAGCCACACGGGGGAGCGACCCUACAGUUGUGAGUGCGGGAAGAGCUUUGCCGACAGCGCCAAGCUCCUAGAGCACCAGAGAACCCACACAGGAGAGCGACCCUACAAAUGCCCCCAGUGUGAGAAGAGUUUUGCCGACAGCUCCAGCUUUCUUCGCCAUCACAGGAGCCACACGGGGGAGCGACCCUGCAUGUGCCCCCAGUGUGGGAAGAGCUUUGCUGACCCCUCCAACCUCCUUCGGCAUCAGAGGAGCCACACGGGGGAGCGACCCUACAUGUGUGCCCAGUGCGGGAAGAGCUUUGGGCAAAGCUCGAGCUUGAUGAAGCACUGCAGGGCGCACACAGGUGAGAAACCCUACAGGUGUGAUGAGUGCGGGAAGAACUUUGCUCAGACCUCCAACCUCCUGGAGCAUCAGAGGAUCCACACGGGCGUGAAACCCUACAAAUGCCCUGACUGCGGGAGAAUGUUCUGCCAUAGUUCCUCGCUGACAGGCCAUCGGAGGGUCCACACCGGUGAGCGACCCUACAACUGUGUCAUCUGUGGGAAGAGCUUUAGCCAGAGGUCCAACCACACGCAGCACCAGCGGACCCACACAGGGGAGCGACCCUAUACAUGCGAUGAAUGUGGGAAGAGCUUCAGUGUUCGCUCCAGGCUUGUUAUGCACCAGAGGAUCCACACAGGGGAGUGACCCAAUAAAUGUCCUAACUGUGGGAAGCGCUUUAGUGACUGGCCAAAUUUCACAAGACCUCUGAAGACACAUACCCAGGAUGGGCCCGAGAAAUAAAUUUAGAAGAAAGCUUUAUUUGGAGCUCUGACCAGGGAGAGAGCAGGGCUCUUGGAUUAUCAGGACUCCUGGGUUCUAUUCUCAAUUAUAGUAAGAGAGUGGGGUCUAAUGGGAUAGAACAGUGGGAGGGAUGAACGUUGGGACUCCUGGGUUUUAUUCCCUGCACUGGGAGAGAAGUGGGGUCUAGUGUGUUAAAACAGGGGGCCAGGAGUCAAGACACCUGGAUUCUGUUCCCUGCUGUGGGAGUGGGGUCUAGUGGGUUAGAGGAGGAGCUGGGAGUCAGCAUGACUGGGCUCCAUUCCCAGCUCUGGGAGGAUGUGGGGUCUACUGGUUAGAGUGGGGAGAGUAUUUCAUUACUUUCCUAACCUUUUAGUUUUAUAAACACCAUUGCUAGGAUACCAAUGAGCCCCAAUGUCCUGUGGCCAUGCAAAAGGCAAACACGAUCCCAGGAUGUAUCAGGCAAGGUCCUUCCAGUAGAGGUUCUUCUCGUCCGAAACCGUCUUUGGAGCCCCGGGGAGCAACACAGUGUCGCCAUUCAUUCCUGUCCUAGAAAAGUUGGCCUGGAAGGGACCUCCUGAGCUCCUCUAGUCCAGCCCCCUGCGCUGAGGAAGGACCAAGCCUAGCCAUGGGGUGCAAGUUCUGUGGGGUCGUGGUGCAUGGGCACCAGGAAUAUUCCUGGCCUGGGGCCCGGCUCCAGCAAUGUUCGAGGCCGGGUCUCUCGGCCCCGCCUUCCGCCCCCAGGAGCUCCACCACCUGUGCGUCCCCCGGGCGAUUUAAAACGGUCCAGGGCCCCCACCCAUCACGGGCAGCGCAGCGGAGCUGAGCGGCUUCCUGCCUGCUCGCUCCACGUGGCUGUCGGCCCCUCCCUGCGGCCCUGGGGCGGGGGGGGAUCUGUGUCUAUGCACGCUGCUCCCCGCCCCAAAGCGCCCCUGCGGCCAAUAGGAAGCUGUGGGUGGCAGUGCCUGGGGGUAGCAGCACGCGGAGGCCCCCUGGCCCACCCUGCCUAGGAGCCCCAGGUCAGCGCCGCACCCUCCCCACCCAGAGCCUGCAUCCCCUCCCGCUUUCCACACCCCCCUCCUGCCCCCAAACUCCAUUCCAGAGCCUGCGUCCCUCACCCCAUCCUUUGCCCCAGCCCAGAGCCUGCACCCAAACUCCAUCCCAGAGCCUGUACCCCCAACCCCUUCCUAUACACCCUCUCCUGUCCCCAAACGCCCUACCAGAGUCUGCACCCCUCACCCGGUCCUGCACCCCCACUCCUUGCCCCAGCCUACACCCAAACUCCGUCCCAGAGCCUUCACCCCUCUUGCACCUCCACCCCCUGCCCCAGCCUGGAGACUGCACCCAGCACCCAAACUCCAUCCCAGAGCCUGCAGCCCAGACCCCCUCCCCCCCCCCACCCAAAAUCCCUCCCAGAGCCUUAGGCAGAUGGAGGUGGUGGGACUUGGGGUGGGGGGUGGGGGGGGGCAGGCUCUGGGUGUUCUCGGCACCACCAAAAUUUCCACCAACCUGCUGCCCCUGAGCCUAGACCAUCCCUGACCAGUGUUUGUCCAAGCUGUUCAUCCACAAUUCCAAGGACAGGGAGGUCACAGCCUCCCUUGGAAGCCUGAUCCAGAGCUUAACUAGCCCGAGAGUUAGAAAGACUUUCCCCCCAAUAUCUAACCUACAUCUCCCUGGCUGCAAACUGAGCUGAUUACUUCUUGUCCUGCCGCUGGUGAACGUGGAGAACAAAUGAUCACUGUCGUCUUUAUCACAGCCCUUGCUAUAUUUGAAAAAUGUUAUUAGGGCCUCCCCUCCCGUCUUCUUUUGUAAAGACUAAAUAUGCUCAGUUUCUUUCUCUCAUAGAUCAGGUUUUCUAAACCUUUGAUCAUUUUUGUUGCUCUCCUCUGGAUUCUCUCCAGUUUGUCCACAUCUCUCUGAAAGUGCGGCGCCCAGAACUGGACCCAGUAUCCAGCUGAGGCCCCACCAGUGCUGAGUAGAGCAGCUACCUCUCAUGUCUUACAUAGAACACUCCUGUUAAUACGCCCCAGAACGAUAUUAGUCUGUAUUGUAUUGACUCAUAUCCAAUCUGUGAUCCACUGUAAUUGCAGAUGCUUUUCAGUUGUAUUACUGUUAGCCAGUGCUCCCCAUUUUGGAGUUCUCCAGUUGAUUUUUUUUUUUUCUUCCUAAAUCCAGGUCUACACUCAAAAAUUAAGUCAACCCAGUUACGUUGCUCAGCCACCAAACACUCUCCUCUGAGCUAUACCAGCCCUGUGUUUACUUUGCAGGUAAACAAGAGGUGCACUGUAGUCUCCUUGAAGCAUCCCCCUAGUGACAUCUAGCCCCUGACACUGGUUACUCACAGAAAUCCCAGAUCCUCCGCUCCCAAAGGAGCAGUGUACCCCCAUUUACGAGUCUGACCUUACCUCACUGCUCGCAUAGCACUAGUGAGCACUUAUAAUAAAACAAAAGGUUUAUUUAGGAAAAACAUAGACAUUCCACUAGAAACCAGAGAGAGGUGGUCACAAUACAAAACCAAAAUAAUAAAACGUGAACUAGAGCCCUUUGGGAACGAAGGCAUAUGUAGGCAGAAGCCUGCUGUGGAUUUUAAGAGUUUGUUCUGAUAACGUUUAACAGCAGAAGCUGAGCUAUGUAUGUGUAAGAAACUGCAGAGCAAUCAUGGCAGUGAGAACAAGAAAAGAUCCGUUUGAACUAACACUAAAUUUGUACUGAUGGGGGAGGAGAGUUGACAUGGAAAUGAGAGACUAAUACACAUCUAUAAGAAAAGAUAAAAAAUGGUAAGUUCGUGUAACAAAGGGAAGUUGAAGCUGUAUUGUCUGAUGCUGGAAGUGACUGCAGUCGUCCUAAUGAGCUUCCCGCUUCUAAGUAGUUGAUCACAACUUGCUGAGUGUUUUGCCUGAAUAAAAAUUUGUUAGCCCCA